Messenger RNA from Manis pentadactyla (Chinese pangolin), 3274 nucleotides. RefSeq names its product protein phosphatase 1 regulatory subunit 21 (gene PPP1R21). Gene Ontology annotation, cellular component: membrane; early endosome. The record is from RefSeq and is a predicted model, not a curated record. Lineage: Eukaryota; Metazoa; Chordata; Mammalia; Pholidota; Manidae. The transcript has 23 exons. The coding region runs from base 330 to 2666 and encodes 778 amino acids.
UUUCCUCCACCCGGGCGAACCCGGAAGUGGAGGAGGAGGCGCGGCGGCGGUGGCUAAGCGGCCGGGCGCUGGCGGAGCCGUACCGUGGAGGGUGUCAGGGGUUGGGGGCGGGGGGUGGGGCUGAGCGGCCUGGGCAGCCUGGCCUGGACGGGGCUGGGGAGGUCAUGGCCUCGGCUGAGUUGCAGGGGAAAUACCAGAAGCUGGCUCAGGAGUACUCGAAGCUCCCAGGCGAUGGGGCUGGGCCGUGUCUGGGUCGUUGUGCGUUUCUGCGGCAAGGAGCAGGAGUUUGAUGCUGUCUUCUCAUUCAAACUAGCGGGCUUGGGACUGGGAUGUCAGAAAUCCUGGCCUCUGCGUCUAGUGCUGGUCGGGAGGGAAAGGAAAAGCUUCGGGCUCAGAAUCAGGUCUUGAAAAAAGGUGUGGUGGAUGAACAAGCAAAUUCUGCUGCUUUGAAGGAACAACUGAAAAUGAAGGAUCAGUCAUUGAGAAAACUACAGCAGGAAAUGGACAGCUUGACAUUUCGAAAUCUGCAGCUUGCUAAGAGGGUAGAACUACUUCAAGAUGAACUGGCUCUAACUGAACCCCGAGGCAAGAAAAACAAGAAAAGUGGAGAAUCUUCUCAGUUGAGUCAAGAGCAGAAGAGUGUCUUUGAUGAAGAUCUGCAAAAGAAGAUAGAAGAGAAUGAACGGUUGCAUAUACAAUUUUUUGAAGCUGACGAGCAGCACAAGCAUGUGGAAGCAGAACUGAGGAGUCGGCUGGCCAUUCUGGAGAUGGAGGCGGCCCAGCAUCAGGCCGUGGUUGACGGCCUGACACGGAAGUACAUGGAAACCAUCGAGAAACUGCAGAACGACAAGGCCAAACUAGAAGUAAACUCUCAGACUCUAGAAAAGGAGGCCAAGGAAUGUCGGCUUCGAACAGAAGAAUGUCAAUUGCAGUUAAAGAAUCUUCAUGAAGAUUUGUCAGGUAGACUAGAGGAAUCCUUAUCAAUCAUCAAUGAAAAAGUACCUUUUAAUGAUACAAAAUAUAGUCGGUAUAACGCUCUGAAUGUUCCACUCCACAAUAGGAGACAUCAGUUGAAGAUGCGGGACAUUGCUGGGCAGGCCCUGUCUUUCAUUCAAGAUCUUGUGACGGCUCUUCUGAACUUUCACACUUAUACAGAACAGAAGAUUCAGAUUUUUCCUAUUGAUUCUGCCAUUGACACUAUAUCUCCAUUGAAUCAGAAGUUCUCACAAUAUCUUCAUGAAAAUGCGUCCUAUGUCCGCCCUCUUGAGGAAGGAAUGCUUCAUUUAUUUGAAAGUAUUACUGAGGAUACUGUGACUGUCCUGGAGACAACUGUGAAAUUGAAAACUUUUUCAGAGCAUUUAACCUCUUACAUAUGUUUUCUUAGGAAGAUUCUUCCUUAUCAGUUAAAAAGUUUAGAAGAAGAAUGUGAAUCUUCUCUUUGCACAUCUGCGUUAAGAGCCAGGAAUCUAGAACUGUCUCAGGACAUGAAAAAGAUGACAGCUGUGUUUGAGAAGCUGCAGACUUACGUUGGUCUUCUUGCCUUGCCAAGUACAGAGCCAGAUGGACUUCUUCGGACAAACUACAGUUCUGUCUUAACAAAUGUUGGUGCUGCACUGCAUGGAUUUCAUGAUGUCAUGAAAGAUAUUUCCAAACAUUAUAGUCAGAAAGCGACAAUAGAGCAUGAACUUCCAACAGCAACACAGAAGCUCAUAACAACUAAUGACUGCAUCCUCUCCUCAGUGGUGGCAUUAACAAAUGGAGCAGGAAAGAUUGCAUCUUUCUUCAGCAACAAUGUGGAGAACUUCAUUGCCUCCCUGAGCUAUGGGCCUAAGGCAGCGAGUGGAUUCAUUAAUCCUCUUUCAGCUGAAUGCAUGCUCCAGUACAAGAAAAAAGCUGCCGCCUAUAUGAAGGCUUUGAGAAAGCCCCUUUUGGAGUCUGUGCCUUAUGAAGAAGCUCUGGCAAACCGCCGGGUCCUUCUCAGCUCUACUGAAAGUCGAGAAGGCCUUGCACAACAGGUUCAGCAGAGUUUGGAGAAGAUUUCUAAACUGGAGCAGGAAAAAGAACAUUGGAUGUUGGAAGCACAGUUAGCCAAAAUCAAGCUGGAGAAAGAAAACCAGCGAAUUGCAGAAAAGUUGAAGAGUACAAGUAGCAGACAAGUGGUUGGGCUGGCCCAGGAAAAUUCUGCUGUAGUGAAUGCUACAGGCCAGGAAGAAGCCUCAGCUAAGGCUGUGCUGGAGUCUGUCCACAGCACCAGUCUGAUUGGGAUUAUAACCAGGACAUCUGACAAUGAGGUUACAGAUGUGGAAUCUCGUGAAGACUUAAUUAAAAAUCACUACAUGGCAAGGAUAGUGGAACUGACAUCUCAACUGCAGCUGGCUGACAGUAAGUCAGUGCAUUUUUAUGCUGAGUGCCGAGCACUCUCUAAAAGACUGGCCUUGGCUGAAAAGUCUAAAGAGGCACUGACAGAAGAGAUGGAAGUAGCCAGUCAGAACGUCAGCAGACUUCAGGAUGAGCUGACAACUACCAAGAGGAGUUAUGAGGAUCAGUUAAGUAUGAUGAGUGACCACCUGUGCAGCAUGAACGAAACAUUAUCUAAACAGAGAGAAGAGAUUGACACACUAAAGAUGUCCAGUAAGGGAAAUUCUAAAAAGAACAAGAGUCGAUAGUUUACACCUAGCUGGUUGGCCACCUCUUUCCAGAGCCGCUGCUGCUGCAUGGAGCUGCAGGGCCGAGACUCCACGUCCAGUGCUGGCCGCCUUUGGGAAGCUGGAGUGUUGUCGGACCUAGUAAACUAGCCAGUGUUGUAAAUGGCCUUGAAACAUUUAAAAUACAUUUGUAACCAGUAAGGGAAAUCCAGAAUUUGAUGUUGACAGUAAUGGAAGACAGUACACAUACCAUGGAUAUUGUAGGUUUCCUUAUGCUGUUUUUACUGUGCACUUUUUAAAAUUAGGUUUUAAUUUCAGUAUGUAAUAACAAAUAUUUUGUAUAUUUUCAAACUCAAUUAUAUGGUAAUUGAUUUGGUAUCUAUGGAAUAGAUAUAUGUUUCUGGAUAAAAUGGUAAAAUUGUCAAGCUGUCAUUACUUCUUGCUAUAAUUGAAAGUAAUCUCCACAUUCUUUUUGAAGACUUACUCAUAUUCUCUCUCUUAGAGAGAGUGAGCCUGCAAACUUCACAUCUUGUGGGUUUAUUAUUAUCGUCUUUAGCUUUUCAAUACCGUCUGUGUGUUGGAAUAAUAGCUUAAGGAAAUUGAUGUCAAUAAAUUCGUACUUAUAUCCA